Micromonas pusilla CCMP1545 is the source of this 1728-nucleotide messenger RNA. Its product is annotated as RNA recognition motif protein. NCBI's taxonomy places the organism in Eukaryota, Viridiplantae, Chlorophyta, Mamiellophyceae, Mamiellales, Mamiellaceae. Bases 52 to 1728 code for a protein of 558 amino acids. The record is from RefSeq and is a predicted model, not a curated record. The transcript has a single exon. Gene Ontology annotation, biological process: mRNA processing. Gene Ontology annotation, cellular component: nucleus. Gene Ontology annotation, molecular function: RNA binding.
CCGGACGCGCGCGGGGCGACGCGCCGCGGCGACGGACCCACGCGCGAUACGAUGCCAUCGCGCGCGAACCUGCAAGACCCCGCGGUCCAGGCCGUCCUGACGGACUGGAUGCUCCGCGAGCUGGAGCCGAUCUCGGACGCGGAUCCCGCGGUCCUCGCCAAGUACGUCCUCGCGCUCGUCGCGAAGAAGGACGAGCCGACGCGCGCGCUCAGGCUCACGUGCGAGAGAGAGCUGAGGGACUUUCUCGAGGGCGAGACGGACGCGUUCGUGGAGCGGAUGUUCGCGUACGUCGAGGGGGGUCUCGCGCGCGACGGCGACGGCGACGGCGACGGCGUCGAAGCGAUCGAGUUCCAGGGCGACACCGCGGCGAUGGCGGCGAAGCUGCGCGAGGACGAGGACAGCGACGAGGACGAGGACGACGACGACGACGGGCGCGGGCGCAGGCGCAGGCGCAGGCGGUCGCCGACGCCCCCGCGCGCGGCGCGGCGCGACGCGUCGCCGCGACGCCGCGACGCCGCGUCGCGCAUCCAGCCGCUGCCGCCGCCGCCGCUCCCGCGCGGGCCGCCCCCGCCGCUUCCUCCCGGGCCGAGACCGCCCCCGGGGCGCCCGCCGCCGCGUGCGAUAGCGCACGAGGAGUACAACCCGUCCGAGCCGUGGCUCGAUCAAGGCACGAUGCGUCGCAUAAGCAAAGCGGAGAUGCUCGUCGCGAAGAUGCGCUCGGGGAACGGAAACCUCGACGACUACGACGCGCGCGACCGCGACCGUGACCGCGACCGCGACCGCGACCGCCGCGACGGCGGCUUCGGCGCGGGCCCGAGCGCGCGGUACGACCGCGCGCGCGCGCCUCGGCGAUCGUCGCGGGAACGCGACGACUUCGAACGCGCCCGCGGCGAGCGCAGACGUCGCGUCAUCCCGGAACCGAAGAACGCGGACAUCCGGACGAUUUACGUCACCGGCGCGGACUGUCACGUCGACGACUUCCAGGAGAAACUCAGGGCGCACUACGAGACGCACGGGAGGGUCGUCGAAAUCCGCGCGUUCGCGAACACGGGGAGGGCGUUCGUGCAGUUCGAGACGCAGAGAGAGGCGAGGGCGGCGCUGGACGCGAACGACAGUUUCAUGGGGAACCCGCGGUCGUGCACGCGGUGGGGGCAUCGGAACUGCACGGACGUGGACGCGGACGCGGCGAGGGACUUCGCGCGCGGAGGACGCGCGCGCGCGGCGGCGGCGGCGGCGGACGCGGAGCCCUCGCCGCCGAGAGAGAGCGAGGAGGAUAGGCAGCAGCGGGAGGAUUUAGAACGGUCCCAGGCGGAGCGUUUAGAGGAGCUCAAAGCGGAGAAGGAGUCGACGAAGCGAAAGCUUCUCGCGCUGGAGAAGGAGAAGGCGAUAUUACGCGAGAAGCUCUCUGGGAAACCGCCGGCCGCGCCGGAGCGCGCGGCGGCGGCCGCGGCCGACGCGCCAGCGCCCGCGGCCGUCGCGCCCGAGCUCACGAACGCGGAGAGGGAAGUUCUAGAGAAGGCGAAGACGACGAAGGCGGCGGUGGCGAAGGCGGCGACGCUCGCGCACGCCGCCGCGGCGAAGCUCCGAGCGGAGUACGAGGCGCUCGUGAAGGCGAAGGAGAAGAAGCGAAGCGGCGGCGCGGACGGCGCGAGCGCGAGCGAGGCGAUCGCGCCGGUGGGGAAGAAGAGUCGGUACAGCCUCGACCUUCGCGCGACGCAGAAGAGCUGA